Drosophila takahashii is the source of this 957-nucleotide messenger RNA. The record is from RefSeq and is a predicted model, not a curated record. NCBI's taxonomy places the organism in Eukaryota, Metazoa, Arthropoda, Insecta, Diptera, Drosophilidae.
AUGCUAAGGCUUGGUUAUUUUUUUGUGUGGGUCCUUAUUAUCCUGAAUGUACAAGGAUUCGCGGAGAGUUCGCAGGACAGUGCGAGUGCGAUGAUGGAUCUGAUUUCCGAGACCAAUUCUAAGUUGGAAAGGAUCCACGGCGAGCAGCAGUCCAUCCAGAUGAAACUCCUGGCAGUUCAGUCGACGGUGGAGGCCCAAAGGAUCACAGUGCAGAACUCUUUGAAGGACGUCAUCACAAAAGAAGAGCUCGGGGCGACUCUCAAUGAGACCCAAAGACAACUUAUGGCGGAGAAUGCAGAAUUCAAGAACCUUCUUCACCUGCUGCGCACAAAAAUAGAUGAGCAGGAAACCAAGCUGGAUGCCCUUUUGGAAUCGAAAGAGGACUUCGUGGCGAGAUUCAACGAUACGGCAGCUCAAUUGCAGACGAUACUCAGCAUAGUGGCCAAAAAAGAAUACAAUCCUGUGGAAGCCCCAUCGACCAACUAUUCGAAGCCCAUCCCCGAGCAGUUCGAGAAAAUUGGCACAAGGUAUUUCUAUAUUGAGAGGAAUCUUAAGAAAAAUUGGUUUGAAGCCGCAGCCACUUGCCACCAGAUGGGCGGCUAUUUAGCGGGCAUUAAAAGCGAAGAGGAAUUGCUCACGAUCAAAACCGAACUGAAAGAGGGUUCUUGGUACUGGCUUGGCAUCAACGAUCUGAUGACCGCCGGUCAAUUCUUAUCAGUUGCCUCUGGAAAGCCAGCUGAAAUCUUGGCGUGGAGGUCCGAUAGUCCGAAUAACGAGAGGAGUGACGAUAUCGCCAAUUGGCCCCGAAAACAUUCCUCAAUCCUGCGGCCACUUGCUACUUAUCCGGGCCAAUUAUCUCUGGGAGAAAAACCGAUUGGCCGGCUCAUCGAAGACUGGAGUGCGGACUACCGGGCUAUGGGACUAUUGGAGUAUCAGACUAUCGGACUACCGGACUAA